This is a messenger RNA of Sycon ciliatum, 1634 nucleotides long. RefSeq lists its product as uncharacterized. The transcript is spliced from 3 exons. Bases 257 to 1222 code for a protein of 321 amino acids. Lineage: Eukaryota; Metazoa; Porifera; Calcarea; Leucosolenida; Sycettidae. The record is from RefSeq and is a predicted model, not a curated record.
GUAGUAGUCGACUAUGAGUCGCUCGUUGUAUCGACAGGUCAUCAGGCGAUCGUGCGUGAGCAAAGAAAGAAGCACUGUAGAUUGUUUUUGUUCUGGUGUUAGAGACGUGUUUCCCCUACAGUGCCAACACUGCAACAGGCGAUUGGUGUAAGUGAAAUAUAUUCUCCAGGACAGCGCCUACCGCUCUUCUGCGCUUUGCACUGUGUUUCUUUCCUGUGAGAACGCCUGAACGGAGGAGAGCUCCAGCUGCUCGAAAAUGACACCGGCCAGUCGUGCAAAGCAUUUGCUGAUUGCUUUCGUAGCGGUCCUGCAACUGACAGGCAUUCUCGCUGGUAGCAGGGGCCAUUGGGAAUGUACAGCCACCGGCAGUGCCAACGGUCGCCUUAACAUCCCCAUUCAGUGGACGUGUGAUCUGGACGAGAACUGCUGCCUGACGGGAUCCAAGGACGCUGACACUGGCUGCUGCAAAGACUUCAUCUACGAAGCUGUCUUUGACUACCGCGCCGGCUAUCAAACUUGCUCACCGAGUGGCCGCAGGCAGUACUAUUGCCCGUCGAACCGUGAUUGCUGUGUUGUGGCUGCCACCAGCGGCAGUAACCAAACAGGCUGCUGUAUAUCAAAGACAGCAGUUGAUGAGGCCAGCACAGGAAAUGGUCAAUUCGGAGAAUACGAUGAUACGCCCAAGACACCCCAGGCGCCGAGUUCUUAUAACAGUCGGACUAGUACUCACAGCUCUGGUCCAAGCAAAGUCACCAUCAUUGUUAUCGUUGUACUUGCUGUCAUCAUCAUCCUUUCCGGACUCCUUGGAUACGGCGUGAAUGCCAGUCGCCGACGUGGCUCGCAAGGCCGCACAGGUCAGCACACGCGCCAGGUCGCGGCACACGGCCUCGGCCGCAGCAGCAGUGGCUCGCAGGAGCAGGUCGCCUUCCUCGCCCCACCGUCGUACUGGGAGAGCCCAGACGGUCAGGAUGCCGUCCCGGAGAACUCGGCCGCCGGAUCUCCCGUUCCGACCAUUGUCUCCCUGAAUGGCGCCCCCAGUGAGCAGUGUUGUGGCGGCGGCAUGCAGCAGGCGUGUGUCCAGCUGGCUUCUCGUCACACACUACCGCAGUACUCGCCGGUGCCGCAGGGCAACGAGACUGUUGUCGUGAUCGGCGACGGAGAUCCGCCGAAAGACGACGAGUCCAAGUGCAAGUCGCCAGAAGUUGUGAUCGAGGGUCUGUAGCCAUACCAAUGCCAAUGACUUAGUACUGUACAUACUCCUACAUUAUUGUACAAGACCAUGCAUAGCACAAUGUUUAGCCAAGCAUGCUGUAACUCUAGUUGAACAUCAUCUCCAUUUUCAAUCAACCGGGUCACAAUAUUUUACCGACCUCAUUGGAUUCAUCAUUCUAUAUUUGAGAACUGGUAGUGGACGCAAUGUUAGGAUCCACCAGGUGCAUGCAUGGUGCUGUGUUUGCUUUAAUUCUUUUUGUCGUAAAUUAUUUUCGCCAACUAACACUCCAUGGUCUGUGAAAUCGGAUUUGCCAAUUAAUUUGACCCGACCCAUGUCUGCCUGCUACAAGUUUACACGAAUUAAUAAUUGUAAUGCUUACUGUCACGAUAGCGUAUCUCAGAUGCAUGUGCAUCAGGCUUGA